AUGUCUGGGAGAGUGGCCUUCAGUGAGCCUGAGCUGGGCUUAUUUGGCGAAUGCAACAGAUUGGGGAACCACAAGGACGAUCCCCACAAAGGUCUGUGGCCCCUGGACUGGCGGGAUGUCGUUGGAUACAUCUUUGCUGCUGUCAGCCUGUUCAUUGCUGCUGGUGGCGGCAUCGGAGGGGGCGGCAUUCUCGUCCCGCUCUACAUCCUUGUCAUGGGUUUCCCCACCAACACGGCAGUGGCGCUGUCCAACAUCACGAUCGUGGGUGGGGCCAUCUCCAACUUUGUGUUCAACGUGGGCAGGCGCCACGCCUUCUUCAACCGGCCCCUCAUCGACUGGAACAUUAUCCUCGCCAUGGAGCCCGCCACCAUACUCGGUGCCCUGCUCGGCGGAUACCUCAACAAGGCGACGCCGAAUUGGAUGACCACGAUUCUGCUGGCGGCACUGCUGACGCUGCUGACAUACAAGCUGGUGGACCGCGCUGUGGUGACCUGGCGCAAGGAGAACCUGGAGUUCAAGCGCGCUGCCGCCGGCAGCAGCCAGGAUGGCAGCGACCCCUCCGAGCCGCUGCUGCGAAAGGGGCCCCAGGAGCAGCAGGAAAUCCUGAACGAGGCCUUCGCCCCCGAACAGUCGCCGCGCCAAUCGACGCAGCCGAUCGCGGCGGGUGCGCGGCCGAGCACAGAAAGUGCGCUGGUGUCCUUCUCCGGCCAGGACCCCGCGCACAAGAGCUCGCCGCUGACGUACACCUCUCUGGGCAACGAGGGCGCGGAGGGCGCGCACCUGGGGAGCUCCCUGGGAGGCUCCUUUCGCUCCAGCAGCCUCAUCAGGCGGGUGUCGCUGAUAGAGAGGGCUCGCAUCGCCAGCCUCAGCAACGUGCACGGCGCCGGCGAGGGCUCCAACCACCACGAGCCUGCCAUCGCCGAAGAUGCCCAAGGCAUGGAUCUCCCUUGGGACCCCACCUGGUCCCCCCUUGAAGCACCCUCUACCUGCAGUCUCGCCUGCUUCCCCUGCAUACAGUUGCCACUUACGCUGUUCACUGAGCGUGAGGUGUCCAUUCGGUGUGGAGUGGAGUGGAGUGUGGUGUUUGCCGACAACAACCUGAUUACCUCAUAUGGUGGCGCGGCCGUGGCCGGGCCGGUGGCUGCCGGUGCGGCCGCGGACGAAGCGGCGGCCAACGACGUCGCGGAGAAGAUCGAGGCGGCCGAGCCGCAAGUCCCGCCGCUGAAACUGGCACUGCUGUUCCUCAUGUUCGCAUGCAUUGUGGCCUCGGACUCGUUCAAGGACAGGACGGUGUGCGGCACGUGGCAGUACUGGCUGGUCGUCCUCUCCGUCCUCCCAGUCAUCCUCAUUAUCACCCUCUUUGUGCGCGCGUACCUGGUGCGGGACUUCAACGCAAAGCAGGCGUCGGGGUAUGUGUGGACGGAGGGGGACGUGGAGUGGAGCCGGCGCAACACGCUGCUCUUCCCUGCGCUGUCCUCGCUGGCGGGCCUCAUUGCGGGCAUGUUCGGCGUCGGCGGCGGCAUUGUGAAGGGCCCCCUCAUGCUCGAGAUGGGCGUCCUGCCCGACGUCGCAGCCGCCACCAGCGCCACCAUGAUCAUGUUCACCGCAGCUUCGGCCUCGGUCGUGUACCUGUCGUUCGGCGGCAUUCCCUUCGACUACGGCCUGGCGACUUUCCUCGUCGGCCUCAUCUUCACCAUGGUUGGCCAGGUGACCUGCUACUGGCUGAUGAAGGCGCUCGACAGGCGGUCAGUGGUGGUGAUAGCCAUGGCCCUGCUCAUGGUCAUCUCUAUGGUCAUUAUCUACUAUGAGGCCGUCGUGUCAACCAUUGCGGCUGUCCAGGACCACAGGCUCCUCGAUUUUGGCACCAUCUGCGUGGGGCAAGGUUGA
Messenger RNA from Coccomyxa subellipsoidea C-169, 1887 nucleotides. RefSeq lists its product as hypothetical. Gene Ontology annotation, cellular component: Cul4A-RING E3 ubiquitin ligase complex; membrane. Bases 1 to 1887 code for a protein of 628 amino acids. The transcript is spliced from 11 exons. Gene Ontology annotation, biological process: protein ubiquitination. The record is from RefSeq and is a predicted model, not a curated record. Lineage: Eukaryota; Viridiplantae; Chlorophyta; Trebouxiophyceae; Coccomyxaceae.